This is a messenger RNA of Rotaria sp. Silwood1, 5025 nucleotides long. The record is from the annotation of a GenBank genome assembly. NCBI's taxonomy places the organism in Eukaryota, Metazoa, Rotifera, Eurotatoria, Philodinida, Philodinidae.
AUGCCAUCGCCGGUGAUACAUUGUGUAUUAUGUGAUCGACGGGAAAGAAUAGCUCGUUCAAAAUUGACUAUCAUUACCACUGUUGAACGAGAACAAAAAGUUUAUGAAGGAUAUAAAAAACGUUUUGGUCAACCACUGAAUUAUUCAUUACUUAAUAAAACUGUUCAUACAUCAUGUUACAAAACAAUUACAGUACGUUUAAAAUCAUUAUCUAAUAGAAGUAUAACUAGUCCACAUAGAUGUAUUCCAUAUGAUAACUGCUGCAUAUCGAUGUUAACAAAUGAAUCGUCACAUGAAUGUUCAUCUAUCGCUAUUGAACGAAAUUCUUUUGAUUUACAUGAACCAGUUGAUGUUAAUGAAAAUUUAAAGAUUGACUUGCCAAUGGUUGAUAAUAGUUGUGUUCUCUCAUCGAAUGGCGAGAACGAUGAUUUGUUUUCAUCAAAUCAGUAUACACACUCUUUUGAUACUUCCAAUGAAUUACAUAAUCGACAACCGUUUAUUGAUCGAACAAACGAAGAUGUAUCUUUAUCACCUCCAGAUAUUAACUACUGCUCAACAAUAGCGAUUGGUUUUACGUCUUCACAAUUAAAUAAUGAGAGUGUGGUUCAAAACGGAACAAUUAAUGGAAAUAAAAAAACAUUUAACAUGGAUUUGGCAACGAAUACAUCGCUUGAUACUUCAACAACAUCUUCGUCAAAUACUUCAACAAUUAAUUAUACAAGUGAAAGAUGUAUCACAUCUACUGCUUCAUGUCCACAUGGCCGUUUUAAGAGGAAGCUAAAAAAAAAAGUAGUAAAACAAAUACAACGUGAACAAAAUUAUAACGUCUCAAGUUCCCGUCGAUCAUUUCGAAUCAAAUCAACAUUUAAAGUAGCAACACCGAAUCCAGAAACUAGUGAUAUGUCUCGCUUUUUUUCAACUUCUUUUGAUGAAUUAUGCAGUUGGCUAAUAGAAAUUCUUAAUACUGGUGUUAUUAUAUCGAUCGUUGAUGUUAGUUGUGAAUAUAAAACUAUUUGUCAACGGCGUAAAGAAACACUGAAACCAAACAUGCUUCGCACAUCAUCAAUUCAAAGUCGUCUCAUUCAUAGAUAUGGUGACAUGCUGCACUUUGAGAAGCGCAGCAAUAAUGAAGGUAUUUUCGUUGGAUUAUCUGAUCCCUCUGUUUAUAUACGAUGUGCUUUGUCAAAACCUAGUAUCUGGCAACGAGCAGAUACUACUGAUCCUCAAAGACAAGAACAAUUAUGUGAAAGAUUUAUAGAUCUUAUCGAACAACUUCGAAGCUCACUUAAAAAUAAUCUUCAUAUUAUUAAAUCCAUAAAGUAUGAUGAAUCUUCAUUAGCUAACUUUGAUUCUGAUUUAUACUGGGCAUGUAUACCUCUUUUAUUAAAAAAUUUUAUUGGUAUGUUGACAUUGAACGAUGAUAAAUUCUCCAAAAUGAAAAACGAAUAUGAAUUCUAUGAUAUUCAAACAAAGGAUCUUUUUAAUAACUCUGCCAAAUGGUUGAAGAUAGCCUCAAUUUGUUAUGAUUUAAUAUAUACAAGUAGUAGUCAUAAUAUUACUCCUAAACAUUAUUUACUUGGUAAUGAACUUUAUCGACAUGGAAGAUCGGAGCAAUUAUUGACUAUCACAAAUAGACUUGGUUAUACCCCAAGUUACAAGUCGAUUGUUCGAUUACAUACUGAAGCUGCAGAAAGAUCACGAAAAGUACCAAGACCGUUUUUCUGUGCUGGUCAAUAUUCUAGUUCAUUCGAUCACAAUUUUGUUGUCAAGGUAGCCGAUAACUUCGACCUUAAUCCUGAUAGGUUACAUGGAAAUAACAGUAUACACAUUCUCAAUCAAAUAAUUAUAUCAACACCAGAAAAUAAUGAACUUCCAAUAGUAGUCGCUGAAUGUCUCGAUGAUAUAGUCCAUAGAAUAGUUAGUUCCAAUAUUUCUAGUACGAUUGCUUUCGUAUCUAUUAUUGAUGCUACUCCAAUUACAACUUGCUCUUCUUUCUCCGACAAAAUGUUCAUUAAUCAAGCACUUGAUUUACCUAUGUUAGCGUAUUGUUUGAUUAAAUUCGCGAAUGAUACCACACGUGUCUCAUUCAAUUAUCUUUCUCCAUUGAUACCUCGUUUAGUUCCAAUUUUGUCAGGAUUUUUUUCCACUUACUUGAAUUUUGAAACAAGACCUCUACAUCUCGUUUCAUUUUUGACACCAAUCACCGAUGAUCCUAGUUCAGAAUCAGCAGCAAAAAAAUGUCUUGAAGAAACGAAACAAUUAUUUAUAGAUUCCAUGUAUCAAAAAGAAGGUGUGGUUGUCGUUGACGAAAAAAUUUAUCGCAGUUGUAUGAAGGUAAAAUAUCGUCAACCCGAUGUCUUUAAAAAUAUUUUUAUUUAUCCUGGAGAUUUCCAUCUCAUGAAAAAUAUGAUGGUUGUUUUAUGGAAUUUACUUAAAGGAUCAGGCAUAGAAGAUGUAUUCGAAAAUAUUUACAAGGAUGCAACUUUGUCGUCAGUUUUUGAAGUACGUCAUUUUAAUAGAAGUUUACGAUGCUGUAAACUUUUAUAUACAGCAUUGCAUGUGCUAUGUAUUGAAGCCUUUUUCGAUCAAACAUCAAUAUCAUUAUCAACUUCUGAUUGUAUGAAAAAUUUAAAGUCAGUGAUGUUACAGAUACCAUCAGAAUAUGCAGCGGAUGAUAUUUCUCAAAAAUGGUUUGCGCAACUACUUCAAAAGAUUGAACAAAGUGAUUUUUCAACUUAUUUUUAUGCUUGGGCUUUUAAUUCUAGUAAAGCUAACUCCACUUUUCGUUUAUGGUACUUUAUACUUCAUCGUAUUCUUAAACCUAUUCUUCAAUUAUACAUGUCAAUACGUACAUGUAAUUUCGAAGCAAGAAAUGCUGCAUUAUAUCAGUUCGCCCCCAUAUUCUUCACAACAAGUCAUCGUAAUUAUAGCCGGCUCGUGGCACAACACUUGUACGAUUUACAAUCAGCAUCACCAUAUUUACUUUCACGCAUGGCACGAUCUUUUGCAGUAACUCGUUCACAAAGAAAGUUCUCUAAACUGAAGGAUGCUAAUACUUAUGUACCUAACAUCGAUGGUCAAUUGAAUAAUAAACGUGGGGUACUUGCAAACAUCAAAGAUUACAAUCAUUUGGCGAAAAUUGCAGACCAUGAAAUUCGUCGUAUAGUUCUCAUAGCACAACAAAGAAACCUAAAACCAUUAUCUCAAUUUUUUUCUUUUGAAUUUUCUCCUGUUCCUCUAUCUCUUUGUGAUAAUCAAAAUAUAGAUUUACUUAAUCAGCAGACAAAAGCAACGGUUAUUGACAUUUUAAAUAACAAUUUUUCAUCAUCUUUUUCGUCCUCAUGCUCAAUCUCGACUAGUCAAAGUGCUAUCGUAAUUGAUGGUCGUAUUUUAUUUGAAACAAAACCAAACCCUGAAGUAAAAACAAUAAGAGAUUAUGCAAUUCAAUUGUUGGAAAAUGAUAUAAGAGAUUUAUUUUAUAUACAUGAUCGAAUUGACGUAAUAUUUGACCCAAUGAAAGAGAAGAACCUGCAACAAUUUAGUAAGAUACAAGACCAUCGUUGCGAGAAAAAUAUUUAUCAGCUAAGAGGUGAUGACAAAAUUGAAAAAUCAUUCAAGAAAUUUGUUCAAUCUAACCCAGUCACUCUUGCACGAUGUAUAUGUACUUGUUGGAUGGAAUCUGAAUUGAUUCAACGUUUACCACCAGGGCGUCUACUUGUAGUAGGUAGACCUGAUUUAACAGCUGUAAAGUUGAAAAAAGGAGAUGCUCCUGAACCAGAUUAUCUUCUAGAAACAAAUCAAGAUCAAUCUCGUACGAGAAUCUUAUUACAUACAAACUCAAUUAGUUUAGAUCAAUACCAAAAGAAAGUCUUUAUCAACACGACAGAUACUGAUAUUGUUUUACUUGCGAUUGCAUUUGGCUCCAGUAUCAUUCUUCAGCAUCUUGUUAUUAAAUUAAUGAAUAUUCGAACACAGAAAAUUACUUACAUUGAUGCUAAAUCUAUUGUAUCUAACCUUCGCCAAUCAGCUAUCGAUCCAAUAUGUCUUCUUGUUCUUCAUGCACUUUCUGGAUGUUCUGCCACGUCAUUCAUUAGGAAUAUCACAAAAGAAAAGGUUUUCAGUUGUUUCUUCAAUAAUCCACAGCAAUAUGCUUCUAUUAAUAAAUUAAAUUGUAUUCCACCACCUAAUGAAUCUAUUGCUGCUUGUGAACGGCUAGUUAUUAAUUGCUAUUCUUUUGGUAAAGCUGUAAGAUCACUUGAUGAACUUCGUGCAGUUAUGGCUGAUAUUCGUAUCAAAAAUCGAGCUCGUACUAACAUCGCUUCAUCUUUACCACCAUCAACAGCAGCAUUUAAACAACAUUGCCUAAGAGCUGCAAGGCAAGUAAAAAUAUGGAUUGAUUGUUUUGAUUCUUACCCGAUAGCACCAUCAAUGCUUGAUUCUGGAUAUGAAAAUACUGAUAGUGACAGUAAUUAUAAAAUUAAAUGGACUGACCUUCCUGAAAAACCUUAUGAUCCUCGACUUGAUUCAUGUGGUGAAUGCAAAUCGAAUUGUAAUCGUUGUAAGUGUCGGAAGAACAACAUCCCUUGUACGUUUUAUUGUAAAUGUGAUGUUAGUUCUUGCACCAAUCAGCCAAGUGCUCAAACCAUGUCAUUAACUCAAAAUGAUUCAAUUUCUUAUAAUAAUGCUGACCAUGAACAUUCAGCUGAUGAAUCUCAAAAAAGUGAUAAUUAUUACAGUGAUACAUCGUUUAUAUCACAAACAAAUUCAAUUUAUUAUCAGACUGAUGAUUCAGAAGUUGAUACUGAUAAUGAAAACGAAAACGAAAAUUAUAAUAAAUUUAACUUCAAUAAAUCGAUCAUUAAUACAUCAGUAGUUGCUUCGGAAAAUGAUCCUAAUUUUUCAAUACUUCAUGAUCAUAAUUACUCAUUUGGUGUUGUUCAAAUAUGUCAUCUACUAUAUCAACUAUUGUUUGUAGUUAAAGAAAUCAAAAUUGAAGUUAUUUGGAACAUACAAAUAUUUUAUUAA